ACACCGCUCCGCGCGAAGAAGCGCGGCUUCGAGGCUCCCUUAUUUAGAUUCACUAAAUUAAAAUAAGAAUAAUAGUUUUAGGCAAAAUUUAAAGGAAAUCAUGGCUGACGACCACGAAAAAGAAGACCAGGGACCCAAGUGCACCUUCACCAUAUACAUGGCAGAAGGCGAUCAGCUGUUCAUAAAAGGACUCUAUGCAAAAGCUAUGGAAAGCUUCUCAAAUGCCCUCGCCCUGAAACCAGAUGACAGGAUUUGCUUGGUUGCCCGUUCUAAGUGUUACCUGAAAAUGGGGGAUCCAGAAAACGCACUCAAGGAUGCCGAAGCCUCUCUUAAAGAUGAUAAGGAGUUCUUCAAGGGGCUCUACCAGAAAGCAGAAGCCCUCUAUGCCAUGGGAGACUUUGAAUUUGCUUUAGUCUUUUACCAUCGAGGAUUCCAACAGAGGCCAGAACAGCAGGAGUUCAGACUGGGGAUUCAGAAGGCCCAGGAAGCCAUUAACAAUUCUGUCGGAAGCCCUUCCUCUGUUAAACUGGAAAGCAAAGGUGACUUGACUUUCUUUACUGCAAAGGAAGAGGUAAAGAAAGGAAAAUUUAAAGGCCCUCCCAAGCCUCAGAGACUAGGAAGUCCACAAAAUGAGAAAACUGCCCGCCAACUGCUGGGGGAACUGUACACAGAUAAGGAGUACCUGGAGAAACUGCUCAAAGACAAAGACCUGAUGAAAGUUAACACCAGAACGGGAAUAAAAUUGCAGGAUCUGAUUCUUGGUGGCAUCAGCUAUUUGGACACCAGAACUGAAUUUUGGAGGCAGCAAAAGCCCAUUUACGCCAGGGUGCGUGAUUACCGGCUAAUGCAACAAAAAUGGAAUCAAUCCAAGCUUAGCAAGAUCUCAGACCCAACAGACUACAUCCUGAAGAAUCUGGAAGAGAUUUAUCAAAAUCUAGCACUCAAUAAAUCAGAAGCUGUGAGUAAGAAGGCCCGGCAGGUACUGAAGACCGUCCAAGGGUGGUCCGAUAAGGAAGUACCCAACAAGCAAGAAGUGGUUGGAAAUCUGUACAGCUGUAUUGGAAAUGCUCAGAUUGAGAUGGGCGAUAUGGAUGGUGCCCUUCAGAGCCACGAGAAGGACCUGGAAAUCGCCAAGCAAAACAAUCUAAUGGAUGCCAAAUCCAGGGCACUUGACAACAUUGGUCGUGUGUAUGCAAGAAUUGGCAAAUUCCCACGAGCCAUUGAAGUGUGGGAAGAGAAGAUUCCUCUCACCAAGUCAAGCCUGGAGAAGACCUGGCUGUUCCAUGAGAUCGGUCGUUGCUACCUGGAACUGAAUCAGAAUGUGAAGGCCCGUAGCUAUGGAGAGAAGUCUCUAGCAUUCGCUGUGGAGGCAGAGAACACAGAGUGGCAGCUUCAUGCCAAUGUGCUGAUGGCUCAGUCAGAGGUGAAACUUGGAGACUACGACACUGCGGUUACACUUUUUAAGAAGGCUCUGCAGAAGGCAGAAGUUCUGAAAGAUGAAGCAACCAAAGAAGCCAUCCAUAUCGCACUUGAAGAUGUUCAGAAACAAAUCCGUGAGGCACAUUCUCCUGAGGAGGUUACAGAAGAAGCGGACACUCAGAAGGACAGCUCUCAUGUUAAAGAGGAGGAAAAGAAAGCAGCUACUCCAUUACCAGAGAGCCCAGAGUCUUUGCAAAGCCCAGAGGCGGUGGAGAGUCCAGAAUUGGUGCAGAGUCCAGAGUCAGCAAACAGCUCAUAUUCACCGGAGACCCCACAAUCCUCUGAUGAAUAAGGUGGGCUUGGAACACACAGACCAAUCUAUCGCCAAAGGCUACUCAUACAGCUGCAGCGUGGGACCGUAUCAUCUAUUUUGUCACACUGACAUAAAAUAAAUUGUACAUUCAAGUU
Molecule: messenger RNA, 1887 nt
Organism: Polypterus senegalus (gray bichir)
Lineage: Eukaryota; Metazoa; Chordata; Cladistia; Polypteriformes; Polypteridae
Gene: odad4
Product: outer dynein arm docking complex subunit 4
Exons: 12
Coding region: 101-1771 (556 amino acids)
Cellular component (GO): cytoplasm
Molecular function (GO): protein binding
Source: RefSeq, a predicted model, not a curated record